CGUAUAGGAAAAAGGCGCAGUUAACGUCGCAAAAAACAACGCGAGGCAGGAACAACGCGAGGCAGUCUAGUUAAAUCCAGUCAGGGAAAAAACAUCAAUAUGUUGAAAGAGUUGGUAAGGGAGCGACUCAUUGGGGUCGCCGACGAAAUCUUCGGACUGUUUGAGAGAACGAUAGCGUCGUACGAGGAGCAACUUUGUCGAGCGAGAGAAGAGAACGAAGAACAACGACGACAACUGGAAGCUGUUAGCAUGACUCAAAUGGUGCUAUACAACGAUGACUUCCAGCAGCUGAUUGGUCGCGAAGAAGACUCGCCUGGCAGGAGCCCCAGUUUAGAGGAUCCUCAGCUCCCCCACAUUAAAGAGGAAGAGGAGGAAGCUGAUGUCAGCCAGUUGCCACUGACGGAGACGCCUGUAGAGUGUGAAGAUGACAAGGAUGAAGCACCCGAUUGGUCACAUAAUCAUCAUCACAGUGGAAACCACUAUGGGGGACCAUCAGCAGACAACCUUUUAGCUUCACUGUCACAGGGUGAAGACACAGAAGCUUUAAGUAUCCAUUCUCAAACACACGCAUGUAAAGAAUACUUUAAAUUAUCUCUUUGCGGUGAAGGAUUUUCUCCAAAACAUCUGAUGAGAGAUACGCAGCCAGGAGAAAAACCUUUUAGUUGCUCAGUUUGCGGUAAAUCGUUUGGUCGAAAGCAGCACAUGCUGAGACACACGAGAGCACACACGGGAGAGAAACCUUUCACCUGCUCAGUUUGCGGUAAAAAAUUCACCCAAAAGCCAAACCUGAUUCACCACAUGAGGACACACACAGGAGAGAAACCAUUUAGUUGCUCAGUUUGUGGUAAAACAUUCCCCCAAAAGCCAAACCUGAUUCAACACAUGAGGACGCACACGGGAGAAAAACCUUUUAGUUGCUCAGUUUGUGGCGCUAGGUUUGCUCACAGGUUCUCUUUGAGCGUACACAUGCGUAAACAUACAGGAGAAAAACCUUUUAGUUGCACAGUGUGCGGUCAAAUAUUCUCGCAAAGGGCAAACAUGCUCACACACAUGAGAACACACGCAGGAAAACAGACACACUUGCACAAUUUGUGAUAAAAUGUAUCUUAAAAAGUCUAGUUUGACAGUGCAUAUGCAGAAACAAAACCGAGAGUAAACAUUUUAGAUUAUGGUAUUUUAUUGUUAUCUUUUGGAAUGUCUUAACAUGUCGAAUGUUCUAUCUUUGUCUUGCUGACAUUU
Phyllopteryx taeniolatus (common seadragon) is the source of this 1239-nucleotide messenger RNA. RefSeq names its product gastrula zinc finger protein XlCGF8.2DB-like. Lineage: Eukaryota; Metazoa; Chordata; Actinopteri; Syngnathiformes; Syngnathidae. The transcript is spliced from 2 exons. The record is from RefSeq and is a predicted model, not a curated record. Gene Ontology annotation, cellular component: nucleus. The coding region runs from base 100 to 1095 and encodes 331 amino acids.